This is a messenger RNA of Sphenostylis stenocarpa, 1395 nucleotides long. Lineage: Eukaryota; Viridiplantae; Streptophyta; Magnoliopsida; Fabales; Fabaceae. The record is from the annotation of a GenBank genome assembly.
AUGGCGAACACUCUACACAGUGGCACCAAAUGCCGAAUCCCUUUACGCGACCAAUCCCUGCCCUUCUCUCGCCAUGUUUCAAGAUCCCUCUCUUUCCUACCCAAAACACGUGCGGGAAAACAACCAAACAACACCUUCGCGGUAAAGGCUUCGCACUCUGACUUCCACGUUGACCCUUCGCUCAGUCCACGUGUCAAUGCCGUCAAGCCUUCCAAAACCGUCGCCAUCAGUGACCUUGCCACCGCCCUCGUCCAAGCCGGCGUUCCCGUCAUUCGCCUCGCCGCCGGCGAGCCCGAUUUCGACACGCCCGCUCCCAUCGCCGAGGCUGGGAUUAAUGCAAUUCGCGAAGGUUACACGAGGUACACGCCCAAUGCCGGAACCGGGGAACUGCGUCAAGCGAUUUGUCGUAAGCUGAAAGAGGAAAAUGGGAUUACUUACACUCCUGAUCAGGUUGUGGUUAGUAAUGGAGCCAAACAGAGUAUUGCUCAAGCAGUGCUUGCAGUUUGCUCCCCUGGAGAUGAGGUCAUUAUUCCAGCUCCAUUCUGGGUUAGUUACCCAGAAAUGGCAAGGUUGGCUGAUGCAACACCUGUGAUUCUUCCAACAUCCAUAUCUGAUAAUUUCCUUUUAGAUCCGAAAAUCCUUGAAUCCAAAAUUACUGAAAGAUCGAGACUGCUUAUUCUUUGCUCGCCAUCUAACCCAACAGGAUCUGUCUACCCUAAGGAAUUACUUGAAAAGAUAGCCCAGAUUGUUGCAAAGCACCCAAGGCUUCUGGUCCUCUCUGAUGAAAUUUAUGAACACAUCAUUUAUGCACCAGCAACUCACGUAAGCUUUGCAUCUUUACCGGGAAUGUGGGACAGAACUCUAACUGUAAAUGGAUUUUCUAAGGCCUUUGCAAUGACUGGUUGGCGGCUUGGUUAUAUUGCUGGUCCAAAACAUUUUGUUGCGGCAUGUGGAAAGAUCCAAAGUCAGUUCACUUCAGGGGCCAGCAGUAUUGCCCAGAAAGCUGCAGUUGCUGCAUUAGGACUAGGUUAUGCUGGUGGGGAGGCAGUUUCUACCAUGGUGAAAGCAUUUAGAGAGCGAAGGGAUUUCUUGGUAAAAAGUUUUAGAGAAAUAGAUGGUGUCAAGAUAUCCGAACCCCAGGGAGCAUUUUAUCUAUUCAUUGAUUUCAGCUUCUAUUAUGGAAGAGAAGCUGAAGGAUUCGGUAAAAUUGAGGACUCCGAGUCCCUCUGUCGAUAUCUACUGGAUGUGGGCCAGGUAGCCUUGGUGCCAGGGAGUGCAUUUGGAGAUGAUACUUGCAUCCGCAUCUCUUAUGCUGAAUCCAUUACUACUCUUCAGGCAGCUGUAGAAAGAAUUAAAAAAGCACUCGUCCCUCUGAGCUCUACCGCACUUGUUUAA